Salvia miltiorrhiza (redroot sage) is the source of this 1434-nucleotide messenger RNA. RefSeq lists its product as uncharacterized. Bases 271 to 1122 code for a protein of 283 amino acids. Lineage: Eukaryota; Viridiplantae; Streptophyta; Magnoliopsida; Lamiales; Lamiaceae. The transcript is spliced from 9 exons. The record is from RefSeq and is a predicted model, not a curated record.
AUAAUUGGAUGAAAGGCAGAGAGAUUAGCAAAGGAAACAUAGAGGGAUCUGAGCGGGUGGAGAAACUGAAGAAAGGGGGCGGAAAUUACGAAGUAUAAACGAACUACUUAACAAACACUCACCAACUCACUGUCUCUCAUUACUCACUAAGCUCACAUUGUAAUACCCGUCGCCUUCUCAUUUCUCAUUUCUCGCUGUACACGCAGAAAAUUAGCUCUCUUGAGCUUCGAUUUCCUGUUGGAUCUCUGCGGUUAUUGGAAGUUGAGCACCAUGGAGUCCGCCGCUGUUCUCCGCUCCUUCGAAUAUGCGGUUGGCACAAAUUCCCUUCUUAAGUUUGUUCUUCAAAGACCUGGCAUGGUUACAAUGAAUGGUGCUGCUUACUGUGGCCUAAGUAAACUGCCUGCCUGUGGUGGAAAGAAUCUUUCAUCUAGAAAAAGACAUGGGGCACUACUUGUUUCAUGUGCAAAGACCUCUGAAGCUACUAUUUCAGCCAAAGCCAAAGGUGAUCCUAACGGAGCUGUUCUGUCAAAUGGUGCACUAGAGAAAAAAACACCAAUAAGUGCAACUUUUCCCACUGGUUUUGAGGCCCUGCUGACAGAAGUUUGUGAUGAGACGAAGAUCGCUGAGCUGAAAGUCAAGUUAGGAGCCUUUGAGAUCCACAUGAAGCGGAAUAUUGAUGGCCCGGCAAUACCCGCACCUGUUGUUCCUCAUGAAACAGCAUCUUCUGCUCCAAGUAAACCUGUUGUUCCUCCUCCACCCCCAUCUAAAUCUUCUGCAGAGAAAGUGAGUCCAUUUACAAAUGUCUCUGUUGAGAAGGCAGCCAAAUUGGCAGCCCUGGAGGCUUCUGGAUCCAGUGGGUAUGUUAUAGUAUCAUCACCCACGGUUGGUUCAUUUAGAAGAGCCAGGACUCUAAAAGGAAAGAAGCAACCACCUGCAUGUAAAGAGGGUGACGUGAUCAAGGAGGGACAGGUGAUAGGCUUCUUGGAUCAGUUUGGCACUGAACUCCCUGUCAAAUCGGAUGUGGCUGGAGAAGUUUUAAAGCUUCUUUUCAACGAUGGAGAAGCCGUUGGUUACGGAGAUCCCCUCAUUGCUGUAUUGCCAUCUUUUCACAGUAUCAAGUAAUGUCGCCUGAAAUGGCUGCCAACACAUCCGCUGAAGCAUUGACCUUCGCUACGCCUUUGCAAAAUCACGAGAUGCAGUUUCGUUUCUUUUUUCCUUUUAAUUUUUGGUUAUGUAAGUUUUAUUGCUCGGCAGUUGGUGUGAGAAAGAGGAUCAAGUCUGAAGCAGCAGAUAAUUACUCCUCUUACUUCUAGUAUGGAUUCUAUUUAGUAAUCUGAUAUUUUUGUUAGUAGUUUUAUUUGUAUCUGCGGUGACUGUUAUGUGUUUGCACUCGUGUAAAAUUAAAAAGAUGAAUGGGAUUUAAUCCAACAUAAA